AUGAAAACCCUCAGCAGCCCCAGCAACUCCAGCACCAUCUCUGGCUUCAUCCUCCUGGGAUUCCCCUGCCCCAGGGAAGGGCAGAUCCUCCUCUUUGUGCUGUUCUUUGUUGUCUAUCUCCUCACCCUCAUGGGCAAUGCUUCCAUCAUCUGUGCUUUCUCCUUGGGUUCUACAGAAUGCUUUUUCCUGGCAGUUAUGGCCUUUGAUCGCUACCUUGCCAUCUGCAGGCCUCUACACUAUCCUGCUCUUAUGACUGGGCGCCUCUGUAACAUCCUGGUGAUCAGUUGCUGGGUGCUUGGUUUCCUCUGGUUCCCCAUUCCCAUCACCAUCAUCUCCCAGAUGUCCUUCUGUGGGUCCAGGAUUAUAGACCAUUUCCUAUGUGACCCUGGCCCUCUCUUGGCCCUCAGCUGUGUGAGAGAUUCUUUAUUAGAGUUGACUAGUUCCACCUUAAGUUCCCUACUUUUAUUUGUCCCAUUUUUCUUUAUCAUGGGGUCUUAUGCUUUGGUUAUGAGAGCUGUGUUGAGGGUUCCUUCAGCAGCUGGACGAAGAAAGGCCUUCUCCACGUGCGGGUCCCAUUUGACUGUGGUUUCUCUUUUCUAUGGAUCAGUGAUGGUCAUGUACGUGAGGCCAACAUCUGAGCAUACAGCUGGAAUGCAGAAGCUUGUGACUCUGUUUUAUUCUGUGGUUACUCCACUCAUUAAUCCUGUGAUCUACAGUCUGAGGAACAAAGAUAUGAAAUGUGCAAUGAAGAAAGUACUGAAAAUAUAA
Molecule: messenger RNA, 768 nt
Organism: Microtus ochrogaster (prairie vole)
Lineage: Eukaryota; Metazoa; Chordata; Mammalia; Rodentia; Cricetidae
Product: olfactory receptor 11G2-like
Exons: 2
Coding region: 1-768 (255 amino acids)
Biological process (GO): G protein-coupled receptor signaling pathway
Cellular component (GO): membrane
Molecular function (GO): G protein-coupled receptor activity; olfactory receptor activity
Source: RefSeq, a predicted model, not a curated record